AUUCGCCGUCAUCUUAUACCUGAGCUGUUUGUACCAAUUAAAGCUCAUAGGUAUAUGGCCAUAAAGACUAUGCGUCAAGAACUCUUUCUUCUUAUGUUAUUAUUAUUAUUGAUAGGUCCGACGGCGGCGUUUGUUAACAAUGUUAGCGACGUGCCGGGUAUGGCUCGAGCGGGAGAAGAAGACCAGGCGGCGGCGCCGGCGCCGGCGCCGUCGGGCGGUCGUUUAGGCCAGUGCAACUUGUUCAGGGGGAAAUGGGCCGUAGAUCCAUCGUAUCCUCUGUACCAGCCCAGCAGCUGCCCAUUCCUCGACCCGGAAUUCGAUUGCCUCAAAUUUGGCCGCCCCGAUAAACGCUACCUCAACUAUGCUUGGAAGCCAGAGUUUUGUAACUUACCCAGGUUUGAUGGGGUGGAGCUGUUGAAGAGAUGGAAUGGGAAGAAGAAGUAUGGAGUAACUUUGUACCUUUAUCACACAACAUACUUGGUGGAUAUAGUAAAGGAAGAUACAGGAAGGGUUUUGAAAUUGGAUUCCAUAGAACAAGGCCAAGCAUGGCUAGGAAUGGACGUCUUGAUCUUCAACACGUGGCAUUGGUGGACUCAUAAGGGACGAUCUCAACCAUGGGAUUAUGUACAAGAUGGGUCAAAGGUGUACAAGGAUAUGGACAGGCUGCUGGCAUUCUACAAGGGCUUAUCAACUUGGGCAAAAUGGGUGGACCUCAAUGUUAAUCCUUCUAAUACUACAGUCUAUUUUCAAGGAAUAUCCCCCACUCAUNUCUCAGCUUAGAAAAGACGCGCACCCAUCUACGUACGGUGGGGGUGGCCAUUCAGGCGUGGAUUGCAGCCAUUGGUGUCUUCCUGGACUCCCUGAUACCUGGAACCACCUUCUCUAUGCUUCUCUAUUUAUGUGAUGGCAAUAUACGAUCACCUCGUAC
Cuscuta campestris is the source of this 928-nucleotide messenger RNA. Lineage: Eukaryota; Viridiplantae; Streptophyta; Magnoliopsida; Solanales; Convolvulaceae. The record is from the annotation of a GenBank genome assembly.